Molecule: messenger RNA, 1672 nt
Organism: Asparagus officinalis (garden asparagus)
Lineage: Eukaryota; Viridiplantae; Streptophyta; Magnoliopsida; Asparagales; Asparagaceae
Product: guanosine nucleotide diphosphate dissociation inhibitor 1
Exons: 13
Coding region: 112-1446 (444 amino acids)
Biological process (GO): protein transport; small GTPase-mediated signal transduction; vesicle-mediated transport
Cellular component (GO): cytoplasm
Molecular function (GO): Rab GDP-dissociation inhibitor activity
Source: RefSeq, a predicted model, not a curated record
CCCUUCUUUCGGCGUUCCCUGUGCCCUGUGUAAUAGAGAGAGACAUAAAGAAUCCUCUGCUGUCUUCUUCACUUCACAAAGAAAACCCUCUCUGUUUCUCUCACGAUCGCCAUGGAUGAAGAGUACGAUGUGAUUGUGCUUGGAACUGGCCUCAAAGAGUGCAUCCUCAGUGGCCUUCUCUCUGUUGAUGGCCUCAAGGUUCUUCAUAUGGAUAGGAAUGACUAUUAUGGAGGGGAAUCAACUUCCCUCAAUCUUGUCCAGCUCUGGAAAAGGUUUAGGGGGAGUGACAAGCCACCAGCUCAUUUAGGUUCCAACAGAGAUUACAAUGUUGACAUGAUACCAAAGUUCAUGAUGGCAAAUGGUACAUUGGUUCGUGUACUUAUCCAUACCGAUGUUACAAAGUAUCUGUCGUUUAAAGCUGUAGAUGGAAGCUUUGUCUUCAAUAAAGGGAAGGUUCACAAGGUCCCUGCAACUGAUAUGGAGGCACUAAAGUCUCCAUUGAUGGGUUUAUUUGAGAAGCGGAGAGCAAGAAAAUUCUUCAUAUAUGUCCAAGAUUAUAAUGAAACAGACCCAAGAACUCAUGAAGGAUUGGACCUCACACGAGUGACUACUAGAGAACUGAUUUCGAAAUAUGGUUUGGAUGACAACACAGUGGACUUUAUUGGUCAUGCAUUAGCACUCCACAGAGAUGACAGAUAUCUGGAUGAACCUGCUGUUGAUACUGUAAAAAGGAUGAAGCUCUAUGCUGAAUCUCUAGCACGUUUUCAAGGAGGGUCACCUUACAUAUAUCCUUUGUAUGGUUUGGGAGAGCUUCCACAAGCAUUUGCACGUCUCAGUGCUGUUUAUGGUGGGACAUACAUGUUGAACAAACCAGAGUGCAAGGUUGAAUUCAAUGAAGUAGGACAAGUUUGUGGUGUGACAUCAGAAGGUGAAACAGCCAAAUGCAAGAAAGUUGUCUGUGACCCUUCUUACUUACCAAACAAGGUUAGGAAGAUCGGAAAGGUUGCAAGGGCUAUUGCUAUUAUGAGUCAUCCCAUUCCAAACACCAGUGACUCUCAAUCUGUUCAGGUUAUACUGCCCCAGAAGCAACUCGGACGCAAGUCAGACAUGUACCUCUUUUGUUGUUCUUAUUCCCACAAUGUUGCCCCGAGAGGAAAAUUCAUCGCAUUUGUAUCAACAGAAGCUGAGACUGAUCACCCUGAAACAGAACUGAAACCUGGGAUUGAUCUUCUCGGGCCAGUAGAUGAGAUAUUUUUUGAUACUUAUGACAGAUUUGUGCCUGUUAAUGAACCCUCACUGGACAACUGUUUCAUCUCAACCAGUUAUGAUGCUACAACACAUUUCGAGUCAACUGUGACAGAUGUUCUAGCUAUGUAUAAGAUGAUCACUGGAAAGGAUGUUGAUCUUAGUGUGGAUUUGAGUGCUGCCAGUGCCGCUGAAGAAUGAGUUGUACCAUGUGAAAGGGUAACAAGGGUCUCAAUCUUAAUUUCAGCCUCGCCCUUAGUUUAUUCGGACUAUUUUAAGGAAUGCAGUGUUUUAUGCUCUGUAAUGGUUCUAUGAAAAUGAGACUAUAUGUUUGCAGAUCGUUGCAUAUCCAGUUCCAUGAAAACUAUGAUGCUUUUAUAAUUAACCUUGUUUUCUGAUAAUUAACUUUGUUCCUUAAGUUCUGCAA